Messenger RNA from Toxotes jaculatrix (banded archerfish), 3226 nucleotides. RefSeq names its product serum/glucocorticoid regulated kinase 2a (gene sgk2a). The coding region runs from base 207 to 1292 and encodes 361 amino acids. The transcript has 13 exons. Gene Ontology annotation, molecular function: ATP binding; protein serine/threonine kinase activity. NCBI's taxonomy places the organism in Eukaryota, Metazoa, Chordata, Actinopteri, Toxotidae. The record is from RefSeq and is a predicted model, not a curated record. Gene Ontology annotation, biological process: protein phosphorylation.
GCUCCGCCUCACUUUUAAACUCUGAAACUCUUCAUCAAUGAUUCACUCUCUUGAAGUCGACCGUCCUUCGUGACCUUCUAACAACAGCUGAGCGCUGACCUCAGAUCAGCUCCUGACUGCCUGCACGCUGAUCUCCUCAUCCUCUGCGCACAGGUCUGUCGAACACUGAUGCUGACUCUCCAGUGGGAGUGGAAUGGAUAAUAGCCAUGGCACACUGUAAUUUGCGGUCACCGUCCUCCUCUUCUCACGAUAAUGUCAACCUGGGACCUUCAGCAAACCCACAUGCCAGGCCCACUGACUUUGACUUCUUGGCUGUCAUUGGCAAAGGGACCUUUGGAAAGGUCCUGCUCGCCAAGCUCAAAGCCGACAACAAAUUCUACGCCGUCAAAGUGCUGCAGAAGAAAGUCAUCCUGAAGAAGAAAGAGCAAAAGAACAUUAUGGCAGAGAGAAACGUGCUGCUGAAGAGUCUGAAGCACCCGUUUCUGGUUCGGCUCCAUUACUCCUUCCAGACCCCAGAGAAACUCUACUUUGUCCUCGACUAUGUAAAUGGGGGAGAGCUGUUUUUCCACCUGCAACGAGAGAGAUGUUUCUCUGAGCCCAGAGCGCGGUUCUACACCGCAGAGGUAGCGAGCGCCAUCGGCUACCUUCACUCUCUCAACAUCGUUUACAGAGAUCUGAAACCAGAGAAUAUUCUUUUAGACUCUCAGGGCCAUGUGGUGCUGACAGAUUUUGGGCUGUGCAAAGAGGGUGUAGAGCCAGAGGGAACUACCUCUACUUUCUGUGGGACUCCAGAGUACUUGGCUCCAGAGGUUCUGCGUAAAGAACCAUAUGACCGGACAGUGGACUGGUGGUGUCUGGGAGCAGUACUUUACGAGAUGAUCUACAGCCUGCCUCCUUUCUACAGCCGUGACGUCGGUGAAAUGUAUGAUGCGAUUCUCCACAAGCCACUGCUGAUGCCUCCAGGGAAGUCUGAGGCUGUCUGCUCUCUGCUGGUGGGUCUACUGCAGAAGGACCAGCACAGGCGCCUCGGGGCCAUCGCUGACUUUUUAGAAAUAAAGAACCACACCUUCUUCUCUCCAAUUAACUGGGACGACCUUUACCACAAGAGAAUCACUCCUCCUUACAACCCUAAUGUGAGAGGCCCAGCUGACACUCAGCAUAUUGAUCCAGAGUUCACCAGAGAAAUGGUUCCAAACUCGGUGAGCCGGACCCCAGAGCUCAACGCCAGCACCAGCUCCAACAACGCCUUCAAUGGGUUCUCCUUUGUCGCCAGUGAGGACAGUUUUCUGUGAGACACCAAGAUCCUGACAAACAGAUCCAACAGAGUGAUCAUGCCUCUUUUGAGUUUAGAUCUCAUGAGAAUAAGAGUUCCUCAUAUACUAUGGUAACCACUGCAGAAGUCCCACAGUGCAUCUGUCGUGUUUGACUGCUGCAGGGAUUUCCAAACUGUUGACGCUGUAGCAAAGAAGUGGGGCUUGUAUAAAACAAAAUGCCUGCAGUGAAAACAUUUAAGGUUCAAAUAUUUAGAACUUUUUUCCUGGAUAUUUUCCCAGGCCUACUCUUAGAGAGGUUGCAGAGAAUCUCAGCAAAUAUACAAUGCUCAUAAAAGCCGUGCAAAUUAUUUUUAUUCCAUUCAUUUGUAAAGGAACGCAGAACAUGUGAGGCUGGAUUUACACAAAAGAUGAUUCUUUCAUGCACAUCUCUUCAAAAAAAAAAAAAAAAACACAACAGACUUAGUGUUGUCUGUCUCACUGAUCCCAUUUUUAUAGAACACAGAUCCAAAUGAACAUAUUCACAAAUUUUAUGUGAACACAAAUAUAAUAACCCAUGGGUUCAACCAAAGCUUUAAAACUGAGAAUGACAUCCAGAAAGGAAAAAAGUAAUUAAAGCAAUUAAAAUUAAAAUAAAUAAAAAUCUGGUCUCACACUUACCUACUAGAGAUGUAUGAUAUGCUAAAGACCAUUGCUGAAAUGACUGGCAGCCUCUGCUGACUUUUAUUAUACUGUUCUGCACAUAAAACAGAAGUUGUAAAGGGAUGCCAGUCUAAGUCUGUGAUGCAGGUGACUGAUAGUAAAAUGAAUUCUAAUAUGUUUUUCUUCUUCCUUAAAGACCUGAAGAAACUCUUUAACCAAAGAAACAGAGGAGGUGAGAAAAACAGCUAAAAAUAGUCUUACUAACUGAAAUAUAACAGCUGGUGUGUAACACUGGCCACUAUUCCUCACAGCAGUGAUCCUGUUUGUUAAUGUACCAAAUAUCGUGAGAAGUGAAUUUGCCGAUGUCGCGCUGCUGUUAAGAAACGUUCCAUAGUGCAGACUUGAAAUGUCUGUCAACUACACUGCAGUGUGCACAUUAUGUGGAUUAUGUGGUUUGUUAUGCAGAUUAUAGUUUUGUCUUCUGUAUUGGAGGAAAGUCCUCACCUAUGUUUGUCUUGAGAUUAUUUUAUCCUGUAGAUAGCAUACAGUGGUUUUAAUUAGUUUUAAGUCAUGAUAUGUAACAGGCUAGGACAGUUCAUGUUAUGAAAAUACUGUAUCUAGCAUCUGUAAAUGUACAGUAGCAGCUUUGCAAUAGGAUUAUGUACAGUGGUAAUGUGAUUUUAUCAGUGUAAAGCAUGAAGUGCCUCUCUGCCUUGGAAAUGAAGUUGGUGAUGGAUGGAGGUUGAUGUUAGCAGUGAUGGGUGCAUCUGAUGUCCUUGAAUUUCAUUUUCAUUAUUUCACUCAUAUACAUUUAAAAGUCUUAUUUUGCAUCUGAUAUUAAAGAAGUCCCAGUGUACUCCAACUGUAUUGCAAUGCCGGAAGAUAUCAUGGUAUUAUUUUCCUCCUUUAAAAAUGUUUGUUCAAAGUUUUUACUUCACAGAAUACUGUGUCAGAUGCUUUUCUAUGAAACCAAACACACUAACAGGGAAAUAAUUUAUUUCCUUGGAAGACAACUUUCAUCAAUUCCUUUAAAUGGUCUCAAUGAUUAAUGGAAAAACUCUCGGGGACAAAUACUGCUCUGACUCUUCCAGUUCGCCACGGGCCUUCCAAAAACUGUAACCCUGCAUGCCAAGCUGUUAUUCCCUGACUGAUCCUGUAAACAGAGGGGUUGACGUUGCACACUGUUGGGUCAUGCUGCCAGCAGCAGCAUCAUUGUGGGCUGAUGACAGUGGUGGCAAAAAUCUAUAUGUGUGUGUGUGUGAGUGUGUGUGUACAUAGAAAACCUGUUAAUAAAUCAAACAGCUGUCAAAACA